Messenger RNA from Oncorhynchus mykiss (rainbow trout), 1294 nucleotides. RefSeq names its product kielin/chordin-like protein. NCBI's taxonomy places the organism in Eukaryota, Metazoa, Chordata, Actinopteri, Salmoniformes, Salmonidae. The record is from RefSeq and is a predicted model, not a curated record. Gene Ontology annotation, cellular component: extracellular matrix.
AAGACUGUCAUCUUCACCAUCAGCAGGGACUACCCCCUUCACGGUACUGGUGAGUGUUGCUGUAAAGCAGCCUUAAAGUAUGGGUCGCGGACCUGUUAAUGGUGGGAAUCGUGUCAGAGUAAAUGUAUAAUUAUUUAAUGACUUCAUUUGGCCAAGUGCAACUGCUGUCUCUGUUCGGUGCGCUUUCUGCUUAGCAGCGGUGUCUGCUCAGUUUGGCAGCUGCGCGAGAGGGAGAUGCCCGUGUGCUUCGUGGUUUACCAGAUAUUUUCUGGAGUUUUCUUGAAGACACUCCGCGACACACGCUGCAGCGCUGUCGCUCAACAGCAGAUGAUGCGCUGUAAACCACUGAUUUGUCAUUCCCACUCGCCAAAUGGACUCAUGCUCGAAACAAAUUAUGACUGAACUCAAUCGUCAUGAAAAGCCAAUACACCGAUGCGUUUCUCUCUUUCAUACAAACUUUGAGAAUUAACGAGGAGCUCCCUCAAAGUGUUUUGUGCUGGGAAGUGCUUAGUAAUGAGUCAAUCAAAACUAACACAUUCGUAUAAGGACACGUCCUGACCAUACAUCCACAGUAUGACGGAAUACCCAGGGAAUUAUUUCAGAACAGGACCGAAUGCUCCAGGAAACAGUAACUCAGCUAAUGUAACAGUUGUUAAAGUACAAUGUGAAUUUCACCAGGUUCAUAUAUCAAUAUGUUGUGUUGAUUUGUUAUGCAUGCCUGCAUCCUGGGAGAAGGGGAAUGUGUACUUACGUUUUGCCCGGCGUGUUCGUGCUCAAAUCAUUUUGAUGCACUGAGAGAGUUGGAUGGACAGCUUGUGUCCCUGCCCCUGGGCCUGAACAGUCAGCUGAUGGUGUUCUGCAGUGGCCAACGAGCGGUGGUGGAGACUGCUGCGGGUAUCACGCUGACAUUUGACUGGCACAGCACGGUGCACGUCAAACUCCCCAGCCCCUACCAGGGGGCAGUCUGCGGCCUGUGUGGCAACUCCAACGCCAUGCCCCAGGACGACCUCGCAAUGCGGGACAGUCCCCGAUGCCACCUGGCUGGGUAAGAGCUGGCGGGUGGCCCUUGUGCCUGGCUGCUCCUCUGGAUGCCAGGGGACACAAUGCCAGUCCUGCUCUGACACAGAGAAGAACACGUACAGCUCCCGCUGUGGCAUCAUAGCAGACAAGGCCGGGCCCUGUUAGGGAAGAUUCAGAAUUUGUUGGUAACAUAUGUAAGAUGUUUUAUAUUCAUCAAAUGUGUGUAAGUUAAUUCUCAUCAGAAUGGUAUUUUUGUGUAAUUCUGUGGUGAGGU